CAACGCCACUGCUUCAGUUUGUUAUUGUUGUUGUUUGUAGUAUCCGCGUUGAGUGGAUUGCCAAAAAUCGUGAACGUAGUUAAACGAUUAAAUAGUUCAUUAUGCCGAUCUUGGAUAAACGUAAAGGAGACGAUAUUUUAGCUUUAGUUCCAGCCUCGAAGAGAACUAAAAAUGAGGUCGUCUUCAGUAGCAGAGAAAAGGCGGUCGUACAAAACGGACCGCCUAGAACGUCAAAUUUACUUGCACCGAUCAUGCUUCUUGAAGGACAUCAAGGAGAUAUAUUUUCUCUGGAAUUUCAUCCAGAAGGCCAAUAUCUCGCUUCGACCGGAUUCGACAGACAAAUUUUCAUUUGGAACGUCUAUGGUGAAUGUGAAAAUAUUUCUGUGAUGACUGGGCACAGUGGAGCUAUCAUGGAAUUACAUUUUAGUCCCGAUGGGAAUCAUUUAUAUACGGCCAGUACAGAUAUGACAUUAGGUUUAUGGGAUAUUGUUGUUGGGACUAGGAUUAAAAAACUGAAAGGUCACACUUGUUUCGUGAACUCUGUGUCUGGGGCAAGGAGGGGACUUACACAACUUUGUUCAGGUAGUGAUGAUAGCACGAUACGUGUUUGGGAUCCCAGAAAAAGGGGUCAGUGCUAUACCCUGAACAAUACUUAUCAGGUGACUGCGGUGACAUUUAACGACACAGCGGAGCAAGUAAUAAGUGGAGGUAUAGAUAAUGAUAUAAAAGUAUGGGAUUUAAGAAAGAAUUCUGUUCUUUAUAAACUCAAGGGACAUUCUGAUACUAUAACUGGAUUAAGUCUCAGCCCAGAUGGCUCUUACAUAUUAUCAAAUGCAAUGGACAAUACUUUAAGAAUCUGGGAUGUGAGACCGUUUGCUCCUUACGAACGAUGUGUAAAAAUUCUAUCUGGACAUCAACACAACUUCGAGAAGAACCUUUUGAGAUGUGCAUGGUCACCAGACGGUAGUAAAGUAUCAGCUGGAUCAUCAGACAGAUUUCAUUAUAUCUGGGAUACUACGAGUCGCAGGAUAUUAUAUAAAUUGCCUGGUCAUAAUGGUUCCGUGAAUGACAUUGAUUUUCAUCCUAAGGAACCUAUUGUUUGCUCUGGAUCCAGCGACAAACAAAUAUAUUUAGGAGAAAUCGAAACAAUACAAUAAGCAAAUUGGAACAUACUCAACAAUAUUUUUAAUCAAAGACUUGUACAAAAUAAAAUGUAUGAUACUGAAUAAAUUCUUUACUUGUCUAGUGUACAAAUUUA
This is a messenger RNA of Ceratina calcarata, 1258 nucleotides long. Its product is annotated as U5 small nuclear ribonucleoprotein 40 kDa protein. Gene Ontology annotation, cellular component: catalytic step 2 spliceosome. The record is from RefSeq and is a predicted model, not a curated record. NCBI's taxonomy places the organism in Eukaryota, Metazoa, Arthropoda, Insecta, Hymenoptera, Apidae. Gene Ontology annotation, molecular function: RNA binding; protein binding. Bases 102 to 1157 code for a protein of 351 amino acids. The transcript is spliced from 6 exons.